AUGAGAGGGCUUUAGAUAAAAUUUACGAUGAUCUAUUAAAUAGACCUUAUACUUAAACCCAUGUAGAAUAAAUAAAGCUUAAAUCUUAUUAGUAAUCAUAAAUUGAUAUAAAUGGAGUAAAUAUAUAAGAACAAGAUUAAUUCUAUUAUGUGCUAUAGAUUAUGCUUAUAAAUUCUACACAGAAACUUAAAUUUUGAAUUUGGAAAGAAAAAGUAGGAAUGGCAAUGUUUAUUGGUAUUAUAUAAGAAAUAGAGGUAUUAGAUUUAGUCUAAUAGGUAAAAUUGAUCUAAAGUAUCCUGAUGUUGACAAUGAGGAAGGUGAUCAAAGAUUCUCUUAUGGCUAUUUCAUGGAUAAGGUGGUUAUGA
This is a messenger RNA of Paramecium sonneborni, 365 nucleotides long. Lineage: Eukaryota; Ciliophora; Oligohymenophorea; Peniculida; Parameciidae. The record is from the annotation of a GenBank genome assembly.